AUGGUGAACAAUCGUAAGGGAACCUACACUGACAAGUCCACUGAAGAAGUGCUUGAAGCUCCGAGUCCAAGAGCAGCUGUGCAUGGCAUACGAACAUUUCCUACAAACUCUGAUGACCUAGAUGACGUUCCUUUAGCUCGAUUAUUAAAGAAGGUUGCUGCUCCUGAUGUCUUUCCUGAAAAAUCUGCUGAUCCUGUUUUGUCUGUUCACUCUCAAGAGAGUUCGUCGUCUGAAGAUGUGUUCGUCCCUACCCCUGGACUUUGCCAAACUUCUUCUAUAGAACCAGAUGAAGAUGUUGUUGAACCUGUUGGUAAUGAAGAUGUUGUUGAGCAUGUUGACACUGAUGAUCAUAAUGAUGAGGUUCCCGUUGAUGAUAAUGUGGAUCAGAGUGCUCAACAAGAAACACAAUCAGUUCUUACAGAACCAAAGCCAUCUAGGAAGAAGGUUCAGGAAAAUCGACGAAACAUUACUACCAAAACUGGUAGAAAGAAAGUUCCUCUAAAUAUCCCAUCAAUCCCGAUUGAUGGUAUAUCGUUUCAUCAGGAGGAAAGCGCUGGGUUGUCAAAAACUAUUUCGGAUGUGGGCCCGUUUUAUCCUCAGCUUAUUAGAGAAUUCAUAGUUAACUUGCCAGCUGAUUUUAAUGAUCCAGCUUUUGUAUUAUCUAGAGGGACAUUAUCUUUUUGGCCUACUGAUGGUAUACCUGUUAUUGCUCUAAGUGUCAAGUAUGCCAUUCUGCAUAAGAUUGGUAUUGCAAAUUGGUUUCCUUCAUCCCAUGCUUCUAGCGUUUCUGUUGCGUUAGGGACAUUCUUGUAUCGCAUCAGCAAUGACGACAGGGGCAGUCAUGUGCUUGAUAUAAAUCAUGAUGUGCAUCCUUCUCUAGGGCCUCGAUUGUUUGAUACAACGGACUGGGAUGAAGCUACUGAUGGGUUCUUUGUUGAUAGAGAAUUGGCUUCCAGAAUUCUUAAUUCCCUUACAGCCGAGUCUCGUUCGCUAUCCACUGCCAUUAGUUUGUUGUAUGAACGUCGUUUGGAAAUUAAUUCUCUUAUUCGUCAUCUGAAGACCUUUGCUCCAUCAUCAAGUCGAGGGGAUCCUAGUUCUAAUUGA
Cucumis melo (muskmelon) is the source of this 1104-nucleotide messenger RNA. RefSeq lists its product as uncharacterized. The record is from RefSeq and is a predicted model, not a curated record. The coding region runs from base 1 to 1104 and encodes 367 amino acids. Lineage: Eukaryota; Viridiplantae; Streptophyta; Magnoliopsida; Cucurbitales; Cucurbitaceae. The transcript is spliced from 6 exons.